CGACAGCGGGAUGCUAGCCUGACUUCCAUAUCGCGUGCCAGCACUCUCCAUCCCGGCCUGGGCUGUUUUACUUUCCGCCCGCUUUGCGGCUUUUCCCGUCUUAUAAAAGCAUGAUUGGAAGUCCGUUGGCUUUCUAUUCGUUCGCCAUUUUUGCAAGACACACCCGGUGUGUAGUAAACACGCAAAAGCAAGCUAGUGCUGUCUUUGCCUGUUUAAAUAACAGAAACGUUGUGAUUUCUCAAUAACUCGUAUGCAAGAGUAGACGGAAUUGUUUGAUUUGGGAAGCGUGAAUCUUAAGAAUUUCAUAAAAGAUGGCUACCACAUAUCGAUAUUCAGAUUGCUGUAGGCUCCGGAUACAGAAUCUGUGUGGGCCCGAUCAUGUGGCAUUGAUUGAGAGGUCACAGACUGCGAGGACAUAAAUCAGGAGAAGUGGGAGCGGGAGCUGAGGGAAGCUGGGAGUCUGGAUGAGCUCCUAAUGUUGACAGAGUAUCCGGAUUGGAAGCUGUGGAGAUGCAGACUCAAGCUGAAGCACUUUGACGAUGCCACACAGCCUGAAAACCGCAGAUCCACUCGAUACGCGGCCACAUCAUUUAGCCCACAGAUGCUAAAAGACAUUGAUGAAGAAUGGCAAAAAACACAGUGUAUGCCAAGAGAGACGUGCGUGGAUGUGGCCAAAGAGCUGGGCACAAAUACAGCUGUGUUCUUUAAGCCGCCCUGCGUCUCUGUCUUCAGGUGUGGCGGCUGCUGCAACAAAGAGGGAGUUACCUGCCGUAAUUCAAGCAUGACAUAUGUCAAUAAAACUAUUUUGAGUGUGAGUCUGGCCCCUUUCAAAUCUGGACCGGAGCCAGUGCUGGUGAAAGUAGCCAAUCACACCGAGUGUAAGUGCCAGGAACACACGAUGAUCCGCAGACAUGUUCGUGAGAAGCACAGAAAGAACGGCUAUACGACUUCAGGUAAAGCAGAAGACAUCAAGAGGCAAUGUAAUCGAGGUUAUAUAUGGGACUGGAUUGCAGAGCAAUGUGUGGCGUACCCAUCCAAUAAACAAGAGCCACCAUCCGCCAUCAGUGCAGAGGACUGUGAAAUUGACUCAGAGACGUGUGAAUGUAUCCCAAAAAUAAGGACACACAGAUCACAUCAUACGUGACACAAUUCAACAA
This is a messenger RNA of Misgurnus anguillicaudatus (oriental weatherfish), 1157 nucleotides long. It is a transcript of the gene vegfd, whose product is annotated as vascular endothelial growth factor D. Gene Ontology annotation, molecular function: vascular endothelial growth factor receptor binding; chemoattractant activity; growth factor activity. Lineage: Eukaryota; Metazoa; Chordata; Actinopteri; Cypriniformes; Cobitidae. The record is from RefSeq and is a predicted model, not a curated record. Gene Ontology annotation, cellular component: membrane. Gene Ontology annotation, biological process: positive regulation of mast cell chemotaxis; response to hypoxia; sprouting angiogenesis.